This is a messenger RNA of Branchiostoma belcheri (Belcher's lancelet), 3495 nucleotides long. RefSeq names its product integrator complex subunit 2-like. The record is from RefSeq and is a predicted model, not a curated record. Gene Ontology annotation, biological process: snRNA 3'-end processing. The coding region runs from base 35 to 3355 and encodes 1106 amino acids. Gene Ontology annotation, cellular component: integrator complex. Lineage: Eukaryota; Metazoa; Chordata; Leptocardii; Amphioxiformes; Branchiostomatidae. The transcript has 21 exons.
GUCCCUAUGUGGUCUUCCCUGAGAAGAAAACAAAAUGGCGACGCCCAGACGACUUGUACCGAUGGCAGUGACACCGAGGUCCUUCCAGGCCGUGUACGGCGUCGACGUCGAUCUGAUGGCGACUCUUUCGGAAGAAGAAGUCCGCUGCCUUCUGCCUUGCCUGGUUAGGAUGUCGCUGUGCGCGGCAAUGGACGGCAGUGAGCGCUGGGCGCAGAACCGAAAAACUAUCCUGAAGCUCCUGUCUUCGCACGAACCCGUAAAUUCAAUCGUUGCGCUUUUGUCCGUGGACUUCCACGCGUUGGAGCAGGAUGCAAGAAAAGAGCAAGCAAUCAGGUCCAAGUUAGGAGGGUCAGAGCUAGAGAGUGCCCUAACGUCCCAGGCAGGACUGGCUUUGGAGUUUGAACGCAGCGACGCUGCCAGCCGUCUCCGACUGGUGCUGAGGGAGCUGCUCAUUCUCAUGGGGCUGGCGGAGAGCUCAGAAGCAAAGUUCUAUGUGCGUCCCUGUGAACUGUUUGAGAGUCAGUCCCAUCUAGAAGAAAUAGCAGAUGUGUUGUGUGUGGCACAGGCUGAACUUCCUACCCUCCUGCCCAUCAGUAAAGUAGCAGAGGGGCUACUCAGAGUGAAGAAUGGACUGUGGCUGUUGGGUAGACUGGUUGCCAAUGCACCAGACAGCUUCCAUGAAGUGUGCCUUUCCCUGGUUUCUAAGGCCCAGCACCUGGAAGAUGACAGCAUGGAAGGCAGGCGCAGAACAGCUGUGCUGAGACAGCUGCUGGUCAUGCACCCUUCACAUGCAGCCACUGUCCGAGGCAUGCUGGUGGAACACUGCGCCCUUCCUGACCUUGCGGUGACCUUGACCCUUGACCACCUCAGCCCGACUUCCUCGGACGUGUGUAGCGAGGUUGUGGCGUUUGUGAGCGGGGUACUGCUGGGCAGUGACAGCAGGGUUAGGGCCUGGCUAGCUGCCUUCCUCAGAAACGCACAGAAGCACUCCAGAGGUUGGAAUGCUUCAGUGGUUCAGAGACUGCGGAAGACCCUGCUGCAGCAGCUGAAGUCCAUCCUGCCCUGCAGGGGAUCCGGAGAUGACUGCAUCCCCAGCCAGAGAGCCGUCCAGGCCAGCGCUCUGCUCAGGCUCUACUGUGCACUGAAGGGGAUAGCUGGGCUAAAACUGAGUGAGGAGGAAUCGCAGUGCCUGUUGAACGUGAUCACCAGCCCUGUACCACGGGUGCCCGCAGGUGACCGGUUACAGUGCCUGUCUCUGUGUGCCCUGCUGGCCUCUCCACACCUACUGAUGGGCCUGGAACAGGAAAAACAGGCAGCCGAAUGGCUCAAACAACUGGUCAAGGAGACAGCUAGUCUGCCACAAGGCAGUGCCUCCUGUGGAGAGACUCUACUGCUGGUGGCCUUGCACUUCCACAGCAAUCAGAUAGGGGCCAUCACUGACCUGGUGUCCAACACUCUUGGGAUGAAGAUCUCAAGCAGAAACUCCCUGGCCAGAUUGAAGACAAUCUUCACUCAAGAAGUUUUUCCUGAACAGGUUAUCACAGCCCAUGCUGUGACUGUUCCUGUCACCCCCAGUCUGAGUGCCCACAACACUGGCUACCUCCCCAUCCACUGUAUCCUGCAGCUGCUCAGGACUCGAGCCUUCAGCAAGCACAGCAUCAAGAUCAAGGACUGGGUUGUCCACCAAGUUUACGAGGCAAGUGCCCCCCUCCAUCCCCUUCUACCCCCCCUCAUCGAAACCUACGUCAACACCGUCUUCACCCCCGGAGCCAAGGGGGCAACCAGCGAACCAAUCGCGUUAGCGGAGAUUGACGUCAUCUUUCCCGGUGAAGACGUCAUGGCAACGGAUACUAAACAGUGGAGCGUUGGCACGCGACUGCUGAUGCUGUACUACCUACUGUUGUAUCGGGAUCACUGGUUACAGAACUGUCGCGCUGGAAGCAUGAAGGUGCCGCAGGAGUAUCCCAGAAUGCUCUACACCAGGCUACCCAUCAUGCAACUGCUGCAGGAAGCUCAUCGGAACCAACAAGACUACCUAGGUCUGUACCCAUCUUUGUUGCGAUUGCUGGUGACCCAUUUCCCCCAUCUGUGCCUGGUGUCUGCCUGGCUCCAAGCAGACGUAGAGUCCCUGGGUGUGGGACCACUCCUCAAACUCAGGAUGCCAUCACAGGAGCAGCUACAGCAAGCCCUGUCAGAAGUGUUUGUGAACCCGAGCAGAACCAUGCUGCUGCUGCAGCAGUUGUCUCAGCUGCAGCCGCUGCAGCAGAUGCAGUAUGCCGCAGCCCUGGUCAGCACCCUGCCCCUGUACCUACAGCAGCCGGUACCCAGGAAAGUCUGGCAGCUGGUGGGCCAAAUCUGGGAGAGCCUCAAUACUAUUAUGCCCAGAAGACUGCGAACACUGACAGUCAACGCUAUGCAGAUCAGACAGAUGGGGAUGCCGGCCAGAGCACUGACUCAUGAUGACAUAGCGGAAGACCCUCUGGCUGUCCUAAGAUGUGAGCCAAGUGUCUUCAGGUGCCCUCCACUGGUGGGGAUUAUGCUCCAGGUGCUCCAUGCCUACCUGUCCAUGUCAGGCUCCUACCUGGACGCACACCUGGCAUCCACAGCGCAGGUGCAGAGGGAGAAGGGUACAGGUGCUGGAACAGGUGAAACAGAGAGGGAGGAGCUAAAGUCAGCCCUGCUCAUGGCCCAGGACAGCGCUGUGGUACAGAUACUGCUGGACAUGUGUACAGCAGACAAGGACAAGGACCAUGGCUGGAGCCUGGGUGAGCUCCGUGAGAUCAGAUGUCUGGUCUGUAGUCUGCUACACCAGAUGUUCAUCUCCAACCCCAACCUGGCCAAACUUACACACUUCCAGGGUUACCCUACAGAGUUGUUACCAGUGACAGUAGCAGGAGUCCCUUCCAUGCACAUCUGUAUGGACUUCAUCCCAGAACUACUAUCUCAGCCACAGUUGGAGAAACAGAUAUUUGGUAUCCAGCUGACCUCCCAUCUAGCCCACCAGUUUGCCCUGCCCCGUAUGCUCAGUCUGGCACGGUUAGCCGUCAACGUCGCCUCAACACUCAUGACAGUUCUGCCCAGUGAUUCCCGACAGAAGUUCUGCCUGGCCACGUUACCUGCCCUGGUGCGUAUCUGCCGUGCUUUCCCUCCCCUAACCCAGGACGUGGUGUCCAUGUUACUACAGCUGGCACAGAUCACAGCUUCAUACAGUCCUGGGAGCACCUCGCCACAGUCUGUGGAUGACACAUCAUGGGAACAGCUGGAAAGCGGUCAGAGGGCAGGCCAAGGUCAACAUGCCACCCUGGAUACAGCAAUACACUGUGCUGUCACACAGCUUAUUGCUGUGAAUAUAUGAGGCUGGGUCCUAUUAUCAUGUACAGCAUAGUGAAUUGUCUCUCUGUAAAGUAAGGAAGGCAAAACAUAUGUGUAGUCUUAAAAAGUUGUACAAAUUUUGUAUCUUUGUAGCACAGGAAACAGCAAAUUAAAGUUAGUUUG